Molecule: messenger RNA, 1409 nt
Organism: Marchantia polymorpha subsp. ruderalis
Lineage: Eukaryota; Viridiplantae; Streptophyta; Marchantiopsida; Marchantiales; Marchantiaceae
Source: the annotation of a GenBank genome assembly
UCACACAGAAUUUCGGAAUCAAGAAUACAGAGUCCCUGUUAUCGACCAAGCUUUAGACCUUUCUGGCACCGCUUUCGGUCGAUAUUCACCGAUCGAUCAAUGCAAGCUUGAUCGGUGACUUGGAUGCGUCUCUCUGGACGGGGAAGUGCAGGACCGUGUCAUGGAGUCGAUGGACUAAUUUCGAGCUUGUUCUGAAGAGGCAAUUGGCUUCUGCUUCAAUGCUGGCAAAAAUUUAAUGUGCUAACCCUGGCUGGAUCCGCACCGGGAAAUCUAGGCAGGGACAAAUUUAGCAGUCUGGACAUGGAUGCGAUCUGAACAUUGAAAGUCGGCCACGGCGAAAAUCUGAUGUGCGAUCAAUAAUUGCCCGGUGUCAGAGGAUAGAAAUAUAGAUCUGGGCGGAAAUGGCGUUCGUGAGCCCCCAGCUAGCGACGCUUGAGCAAAGCCUGAGGGAGAGCUUGCAGAAAGAAGCAGCGGAUAGUCAGAAAAGACAGAGAGCCGUGGAGUUGCAGAGAGAAACAUGGGAACAGAAUCGACAGGUGCUCACGGUUCCGGAAGAAUUGAGCACCAGUGGAAAGGAAGGAGGGGACAAGAAACAGCAGACGGAGGAAGACGCAUCGAUCUUGACUACACACGCGAGGGAGGCGGCGAUCGAAAAGCGUAAGCUGCAGGUGAAGGAGAAGGUGCAGUUUCAGUUGAAUCGCGUUAGUAACGAAGCCAGAAGGCUGGACGAGCUUCGUCGAGAACUGGACAGUCUGGAGGAUCCAACGAGGAGGGAAGUUUCUGAUAUCAGAAAAAAAAUAGAGACCGUCGAUAGGGAGCUUAAGCCUUUGAAGCAGUUGUGUGAACGAAAGGAAAAGGAGCUGAAGGAAGCGGUGUUGGCACACAAUGACAAAACUAAGCUGAAAACGGAACUUGUCAGCAGAUUAAUGGAGAUUGUGACAACCAGCGAGAGAGUCAGGAUGCAAAAGCUAGAGGAGCUCAAUAAUCAUCUUGAGCAGAUGGAGAAAAUGAGUGGGCGUGCCCUAUGAUUCUCCGUCAUCAACAAGCUAAUGGCGCGAACGUCAUCAUUUUGGCGAGAUUAUGUAAAAUCUGUCCAUUUAUCAUUUUUUGGUCAUUGUGAAGUACAAUCUCUCCUUUGAAUCGACCCUCCCUUGGAAUAUGGCUGUGAAUUGUUCAAAGAAUGAUUUCCUAUGUUUAGGAUUUGCAAAAGCAGACCUAGUUCAAGCUGGCAAAACUUAAUGCAUCCCUUCGGUUUGAGACCCCAUCGUCGUCAGUCCCUAUAAUCACUUCUCACCAGAAGAGUUAAGUUGUUCUUAUGUCAAACUUUCCUCACUGAUGCAAAUAUUCAUUUCAAAGAUCCUAGUUGAUGAAUCACAGAUUUUCACUUGUGUAAAAUAGCACCAAACCAA